This is a messenger RNA of Cheilinus undulatus (humphead wrasse), 2677 nucleotides long. It is a transcript of the gene syt4, whose product is annotated as synaptotagmin IV. The coding region runs from base 246 to 1658 and encodes 470 amino acids. Gene Ontology annotation, molecular function: calcium-dependent phospholipid binding; phosphatidylserine binding; calcium ion binding. Gene Ontology annotation, biological process: calcium-ion regulated exocytosis; vesicle fusion; regulation of calcium ion-dependent exocytosis. The record is from RefSeq and is a predicted model, not a curated record. The transcript is spliced from 5 exons. Lineage: Eukaryota; Metazoa; Chordata; Actinopteri; Labriformes; Labridae. Gene Ontology annotation, cellular component: membrane; synapse; axon.
UGAGACACAACCACGCAUCACUGAAACAGCAGCAGGGCGAGGACAGAUCAUCCCUCCAUCUUUCUCGCUGGGAAAACAAGAUAGCAUUUUCAAUAAUUGAAGCCGUACACAGCUUCCUACAUUAUUGAACAAAAUCAGAGCCAAGAUAUUACAGGAAAAUACUGCACCAGGCGAGCGUCUUCUUCGUAGCAAAGGGAGCACGGUGUUAAAUCAGACGGACAUUUUCAGCACCUUGGACAGCGACAAUGGCUCCGAUGGUGGUAAAGGGAGACCAGAUCGUGGCAGUGCCAGUAGGUGUUGCUUUGAUGAGUAUCUUUGGCCUUGUCUUCACUAUGUCAGCUUUCGCAUGGAUAUGUUGCCAGCGCAAAAACACUAAAUCUCAGAAGACACCCCCUUAUAAGUUUGUGCACAUGCUCAAAGGGGUCGAUAUCUACCCCGAGAGCCUCAAUGGCAAGAAGAAAUUUGCCGCACCUGCCGCCACAACAACCAAUGAAGGCAACAAAACUGAUGUAAAUGGAAAUUGCCAUACUGCAUCGACAAUGAGCCCAUCUGGUAAACUGGUGUCAAGUCCAAAAGAUUCCAGACAGGUUCUGCACCUGGAUUUGGAGAAGCGGGACCUGAAUGGCAACUUCACUACCAAGCCGUUCCAUCAUCACCACCAGAAGGUGCGAAGCUCCCCAGACUUGGAGCUGCCCUCUCCGCAUGCAGGGUUCACCCAACCUGGGAUGAUUGACCGCCAUGACCUUCCUUCUCCAUCCAGCACCCUCUCAAGCCAGGCUCCCACACCUGCCGUUGACAAGCCUCAUGGAGAGGAGAAAGAAGGUGGGCUGGGAACUCUCCAUUUCUCCCUGGAAUACCAGCCAGAGAGGAAGGCAUUUGUUGUCCAUAUUAAGGAAGCACAUGGCCUUACCCCAACUGAUGAGCAGUCCCUGACCUCUGACCCCUACAUCAAACUUACACUGCUGCCAGAGAAAAAGCACCGGGUGAAGACCAGAGUUCUGAGAAAAACCCUUGACCCUGCCUUUGAUGAGACCUUCAGCUUUUAUGGAAUCCCUCUUGCCAGAGUGUCAGAGUUGGCCCUUCACUUCAUGGUGCUGAGCUUUGAUAGGUUCUCCCGUGAUGAGGUCAUCGGAGAGACACUUGUCCCCUUGUCUGGGAUUGAUUUAUCAGAGGGGCGGGUCCUGAUGAGCCGUGAGAUUAUCAAGAGGAAUGUCAAGAAGUCAACUGGCCGUGGGGAGUUACUGCUGUCCUUGUGUUACCAGUCCACCUCAAACACUCUGACUGUGGUUGUCCUAAAAGCUCGCCAUCUGCCCAAGACUGAAAACAAUGGACCUACAGAUCCAUAUGUCAAGGUCAACAUGUACCAUGGGAAGAAACGUGUGUGCAAGAAGAAGACCCACGUGAAGAAGUGUUCGCCCAACCCAGUCUUUAACGAGCUGUUUGUGUUUGAUCUGCCCUCGGACGAGGGCCUGAUGGACACCAGUGUGGAGCUGCUGCUGAUGGACUCAGACGCAGGCCACUCGCGCUCUCCCAACAGCACACUCGGGCGCCUGGUGCUGGGCACAUCGGUGGUGGGCACCCCUGGUGAGCACUGGAGGGAAAUCUGCGACCAUCCGCGCCGCCAGAUUGCCAAGUGGCACGCCUUGUCAGAAGAUUAGAACCCUGUGGUGUCUUUCGAUUUCUUUAUUGAUAACUUGUGUGGUCAAACCGUGAGAGGGGUGAUGUGAGAAUGUGCAAGAUUUAAUGUAAAGUUUAUCAGUACCUAAUGGACUUCAAGUGAGGGCUUACAGCAAACAGAAGGAGGGGGCUUUGAUGUUGUGCGUGUAAGGUGUACUAUGUGUAUGUGUGUGUUUGCUCUGGGGAGGGUAAAAAUCAUUUCAUUAUUCAAACUCUUUCAAUCACUUAUCUUUGAAGUUCUACAGGUAAAGUGGGGACUGUGAAGCAUGAAAAAGGAAACACAAUGAUCACAAAAUGAUAUCUAUAAACGAUCCCAAAGACUGUCACUGAAAAUCAUUUGUGUAAUCUUAAUAGAAAUAACCAAUUAUCUCUUUAAUCACAAUGCAGAAUGUCUUUAAAUUCCUCUGUUGAUUUCUUCAUCUAUUUCUUCAGCUCUUCCUUCUAUGAAUAGCAACGUAGUUCAUUGUAUGAACCACAUCUGUUAAUGCUGUAUAAAAUUUGUAUUAUUAAAAUUUAUUAAUAGCAAAAAUGUUGUCUUCACAAAAAGCUAUAAUGUUUUUUAUUGUUAAGAGUUUAUUUGUAAAAAUGUUUUGAAGUUAUAAGUGGUAUUUCAUAAAUCAUUGCAUAAGUACACAGAGCCUAAAAUUGGUGGUUUAAGAAAAUUCAGGCAGAAUAUAUGGAGGACAGUGAACAAGUUGUUUUGCAUUUGUGUGUGUGUAGGUGUGUGUGUGUUUAUAUGACAUAUGGAACAACAAAAGGGACAAGGCAUGCACUAUGCUGUCUUGUUUUGUCGCGCCAUAGUGUGCAUGGGUGCGUGCGCGCACGUGUGUGUGGUUUUCAGUAUUGAUUUUUGUGCAGACAGAAUUAAGAGUAUGGAUGCAUGUGUGUGCGUUAGCUCUGAAGCAAUGUGAGCCCCAUAAUGUUUACUGUAGGUGUGACAUUCCCCUUACUGUGAGCACAACGACAGCUGAAGUUUAAAUGUAUGUACCUUACUAUAAAA